UGUUACACGUAUAUGUACACAUCUCGAGAUCACUCGUAUCUCUAUCUCGAGAUUCGUUAAUUGCUUUCUCAUAAUCGUUGAAAAACACGGCUAAUCUAUCGAGCGAUAUCGUGCAAAUCUGAGCGAUUUAAAGGGAGACCGAAAAACUUUCGUCCAUCGUAAUAGAAUGAGAGCGAGAGGCACUCGGCUAACGACAUUUUCGUAGCCCCAAAUGCGUCGCAAACGAAUUGGAAUCGCGUUGCAAAAUUGAUUAUCAGUCUUCCUCCGUGGAGAUGGCUGGGAGCAUACCACGAGGUACUCACUUCGGGAAUAACAUUUGCCGAGCGGCGUAACGACUGAUCCGUCUAUUCCCAGUGGCAACGAAAACUCGUAAAACGGUACUUGGAAAUUUGCUGCGCCAAGUUAAACUUGAUGGAGACGGAGGGGUAUGACUGCGACUACUGCCCAUGCUACCGCACUGCUCUACACCCGCCCAGUCGUACGGAUUCUGGUAUAGUCGUGACCCAGAGGACCGAAUAGCUGCUGGCUGUAGUCUACCGAUGGGAUGCGAUGCGAAAAGUCGAGGCAGUACCUGUCGCAGCCAAACAAGUGAUCCGGACGGCGAGAAGCGGGGUCAGGUACCGUGGGAUGAAAUGAUAUUGUUUUAGCCGGGAACGAGUCCGCUGUCGGUGCUUAGAACCCAUUUUCCCGUAAAAACCGAGCGCGGUAAUAUCAAGCGGACUCGUACACUACUCCCUUGCACCCUCAAAUGGCGCGCUAUGUACGGAAAGGGAGAUUGAGAGAAUGAGAGCGAGAGGGAGGAAGGGUGAAGAGAAAAGACAUUGUCGCGGACAAAGAGUUCGAAAUAUUCGACGAUACCUACGUAUACGACUCCCGAGGGAAUGAGGACGGCAAUACUGGCGACGCUGGGAUACAUAGAAGAAGCAUCGCGGAAGUGGACGAAGUAUGAAUCGGAAUCUUUGCCGAAAUUCUCCCCUUUCUCUACUGUCCGUUUCAACGUGAAGUCUCGUACUACACACGUGGAAAACCGCAUGGGUUUGCGUGCAACUUGGCUGCUUGCCUCGAAUGGCGUAGCAAAAUCUGACCCCCUUUCAACGAGGGAUAAAUCUAAAAUUUGGCAUCAAAAAGACUCACCCGCGAAAGACGAUCCGGGGGGGAAAAAAGGCACAUGGCAAAAUUUGAUCGACGCUAAACGUGUAUUAUAUUGGACGGAAAAUGAUCACGCGAGUAUAUUUAUUCACCGCUGUUUGUGUGAUUGUUGUAUCUAGAACCUUUCGUGAUAUAGUAUGUUGGAACUGAUGAUAUCUUUAUUAUCGAAACAUCGUCAUUAUACAUGACCUAUAUACAGUGUGCUCCAAGAACCUCGAUCUGAAUUUUAAUGAGCAAUUCUAUACGAUUUUCAAAUUAAUUCUUCCUUAACUUUAAGAUUAUUUAUAACAGUAUUUAUAGCAGUUUUUGAAUAAUUCAAUAUUACAUAUUUAAUGGUAUUAAACUUUUGAAGACCAAAAUUCUAAAAAACGUUGAGGAUACAUAAUUUCCAACUAUUUCAAAAAAGAUAGAAAAAUAUUCUAGGAAUAAAAUAUUUUUCUCUUAAAUUAUUACACAGACAAUUUUUUAAUUAAAAAUUUCAAGCUAAGUAUUAUACUGGUAAAAUCACAAUGUGAGAUAUGUCUGUGAAAAUCAUACCUUGUAAAAACCGAGUAAUCUUCUUUGUUAUUUAAAAAAAACUCAUUAUAUAUUCUCGUUAUACAUUUUUACAGCAACAUAUUAAAGCAACACAAGAAAGAUAAAUUUUGACUGAAUUGCUGUUACUCUAUAUCUUGUUUAUUUCCAUUUUUCGUUAAAGGAAAACGUCUAACCGUAAUCCCGUCGCUUAGUCUCUCUAGCCUUUUCGCUAAAGCAAAAAGACAUUGCUUAUGGCUACUGGCGCUACUGCCAGUAUUAGAGAAUGUUUCACAGGAGUUAUGACUAGUUAGUUCCUUCUUAUGUUUUUCUUCGGUUAACGGUAGAUGCUUCACCGAAAACGUCAAACUAGUAGUAUCUAUGGUGUGCCAGCGCUUGGCGCUGCUUGACUGGCUGGGUUGACUGGUUAGCUGGCGCGGCGCUGGUUGGCUAUGUGACUAGAACACUCCCUCGUACACCUACCCUAUAAAGCAGCAGCUGUAAGCCGGAUGCGGAAGUCGUGUUCGCUGGCCAGGUCGAGUUCUCGCGCCUGGAGAUGCACGACCUACCGUAAAUCGUUUGGUUCGACGUGCCAUCGAAUCGACUGCUCGAAUGACCAAGUGUUGUACAGUAAUAAUAAUGCCAAAAUGCUUUGAUUUAUAUAACAAACCGAAUCCCACCAAUAUAUAAUCAUUUCAUAUCUUUUUAAUCUCGCGAAAAAAAUUAUUAAGUAUCUCGGAGUUGUUUACGUUCCGCAUUUACAAAGCGGAAUAUUUCAUUGUUAACAUUAAUUAAACAACACUUUCCUUAUAUUUGGAAAUGGUGUAAUUAGUAAAUUUAUAAAAAUAUUUUAAAAUAUUUAAAAUGCAAGAAAUGCAUAAAAUACAGAAUUGGAAAAAUUGAAUUUAUAUUUACGCAUGCUUAGAGCAUUUAUACUUUGAACCGUUAAAUAAAACAUUUAAAAAUUGAUAAUAAGUUAUAUAUUUUAAUUGCCGUUAAUUGGCAAUAAUAUUAUUGAUAGAAAUUUAUUUUAUCAAUAUACAGCAUUUAAUUUGCGUCGAAAGCAUCGUUAAAUACACCUGAAUUAUUUUGUCGGAAAAACAAGUGGCAGUGAGUCAAUAUUAAUUUCAUUUAACUUGAGUGUCAUUGAACCGUUUCCUCUAUUAAUCGCAUUUCGUAUCGAAAUCCAUUCAACAUUUCUCUACCGAGGAAAGCAUAAUUUGAGAAAUGUGUUAUCUAAACGGUGAUUUUCAUCCUAACAAAAACUUUGAUUAUACGUGACGCUCUGUAGAUUCUAUCUGCUGCUGCUGCUGCUGCUGCUGUGAAUAGCUGAGAAAUAUUACAAGCGCGAAAACUAUCUCUAGCGUAAAAUUUGCUUUAAUCGGGAGGUCGCGUGUCGUUCAAGGGUUGUUUGAAAGGGCGAGCAUGGAUAACGUACCUCUUCAAAGCCCGUUGUCCCUGCACUAAAACGCGCCAUCAUUAGGCGCGUUCACGUGCCGAUAUUUGAAAAUUCAUUAUUGUCGUACGCGUUGCAUCCCUCAAUAGAGAGCUAUUUCACAGAGGGAUUUUAGGGAUAUUUCUCGCCUUUGUCACGAUUGCCGGCGCAAAGCCAUUUAAAGGCAUAUACAAUUUCUUUAUUCACAUAUCACAAGAAAUAUAUGUGCAAAUCUUUUUUUAGAAAAGGAAAAUCUUAUAACCCUAUUACAUAAUUUAUACGUAGCCUUAAUUAAACAUUUUAUACGCUCGGUUUAUUUUACAUUUUAUUUCUGCCUCUCGUUUUCUAAGAAAUGUAAAGCAGUAUAAACUCAAUAAUAGUAUUGUGAUGCAAUAUUAAUAGUCCAUAUCCACAUUCUAUAACCGAUACAUAAUUUAUUUCACUCAGCUCGUAUAACAUCUCAAUACUUUUACACCCAUUGUAAAGCUAAGAUCCGGGUAUUCGUUGGAAUUCUUUGAACGUGUUCGACGUGUUAUUUGCGGAGAGUAUAACUGACAAUGAGAGUCACGUAUGUUAAGAGGCUACCAAAAGUGCACGUAACACGUCUAUUCAUGCAGUAUUGUCACCACUUCCCCCGUGCGCCUGUCUCGUUUGUAAACGAAGAACGUGUAGUUGCGUGCGCGUCGCUUUCUUUAUGCAUGUUAUAAAAACUUGUCAGAUAAUGAAUACAACGAAUACAACGUGGACGGUUACUCCAAGCGACGGAUAUUGCAUUCGCUGUAGUAACAGCCAAAGUGGUUGCUCGCAUUAAGUGCGUUUUACGCUCGUGGAUUUAAGAGAGCGGGUCGCGGUAGGCUGAUCAAUAUGCUAAUAUUUUGAUGCCUCUACUCCGCUCGACGAAUUAAAUUACGUUCCACGAACGAAGAUAGAGAAUACGAGGAGGUAACGGCAGGAAGAAAGAGCACAAAAUGAGGGGGUAGUGGAACGAAGUGCUCGACGUUUGAAGAUAAGGUAGGUAGGUAUUACAUAAGAUACCACUUAAUAUUAUAGAACAUUCACCUAACGCGUUACCAAUGUUACAUACCCGGAGUGAAAACAAUGACGUGUACCGGAAUAUACGCGACAGGAAAUUUAAUCUUUUUACACACUUGUAAGAUGUAUGAAAGUAAAUUUAUGCUUUUCCGAGUACACAUUUUUUUUGUUUAUUGUGCAAUGGAAAUAUUAUCCGUAAAAGAUAAAUGCACGAUGACGUCUAAGUAAAAAAUAAUGUUAUAUGGUAAAUUGCAAACAUUAUGAAGCAUUAUAUUAUAAUAAUGUAUACCCAAGAAAGUAAUAUGCCGUCUAAACUACUUUGUUAUAACGCGAAUUUAACGACAUAUUAUAUAUAUUAUGCAAGAUAUCAAGGUCAGAAGUAGAACAUAUUUCUUCUUUAACUGCGCGUACACAAGGACUGAAGCAGCAAGCGUUGAAAGUUUUGAAAUAGUUUGAAUUAUCCAGUAGGUACUUUAAAACCACGACGUACCUCGCGGUUUAGGCUUUAAUACAAUACUCUUGUCGCAAAUAUGUUCAUAAAAAGAUCAUGUGUUGACAGAUUUAUACAUGUUGAAGAUUAUUUUUUAUAAGGCACAUAUUACUUGAUUAUUAAAACGAUAAGACGUUUCUCUUUUUAAAGAAAAAUGUGCAAAUUUAUACUUGCACCAUAUAAAAUGUCAGUCAAUAUAACUGCAAUAUAAUUGUGAGUAAACGAUUUAAACAAUUUCCUCCCUAUCAAUUGAACAAAAAUUGAUUUCUUGAAGUUUAUGAAAUUACGAUGACUUUUGCUCAAUUAUAACAUGUAGGAAGUACACUUAAUAACGCAGUUGAAAUUAUUUCCGUAAAGUUUGCGACUUCUAAACUUCUGGAAGAGAGUGUGUCGUUAUAUCUCUAUCAUUCGCGCAAUUAUCCGAGUUACGUCUCUCGAGACGGGGGAGACGACUUUUUCGCGAUCAUGCGCGAAAUACAGUAUUUUUAUCUGAUGCACGCAACCAAAUUAAACGAAGAUCGUCUGACUCUAUCGAAGUCCGAUAGGUUAACGAGCAAAGUUUAUUUGCGUAUUUAUUACUCUCUACGGGCGAGAGGAUGCUAUCUUCAUACUGCAUUAUAGUAGACUUUCGUUCGCGCAAAGCUUACCUUCAUUAUACGUAUAAUGUCCUACGGAUUGCAGGUACACUUUCCGCGUUCUUAUUAAAAAUUUUACGUCGCUACCUUGUGCAUCCAGAAUAUGCGUCGCAUUCUCUCCCGUGACUGCACCAACGAUUCUUGAAUCUGUUGGACGAAGAAGUGCUCUUACUUCACUAAUAAGAUCUCGUUCUCGCAGACGAAGUUACUCGCGUAUCUGUUGUUUGGAAGUGUAAUUUACUCUACACGAUCCUUGAAAGGGACAUACAGAUUCUCAAUGAGAAUCUACAACGUAGGGAAGACAUCCGAACUAUUUACGAGUUCUAUAAUAUUCCACCUAAAAUUUCAUGGAAGCUUCGGAAACGAGAAAGUUCGUUCGCCAUUUAAUUAUGAUAGCAGUGAAUUCAAGGCAACUAUGUUAUACAUUGCACGUUCAGUCUCGACAACUGUUCUUAACAUUUUAGAAAUUUCCGAACCAUUUAUGAAUCUUGACGUGUUAAUGCGAAAUGGGCUCAACGCAAAUGUAUGUAGAGGCUUACUCGGCAAAAUGGAACCGAUGGAAAUUCGGUAGAACUGAAUGAAAGAUGACGCAAGUUAGCAAGAACCUCUUUCGCGAGAAUGAAUUUCGGGAGAACAACUCGGUUAUUAGAUUGGGGCUGCCAUAUCCUAAACGUUAUAAUAAUCUAACAGGAGGGAGUUCUCUAGAUAAUCUCGAUAGAGACCUACUUAUCGGAGAGAGCUCCGGAUCCAUCGUAGACGACGCGAAAGGUUCGUCGAGAAGAAAGGACAAAGGAGUAGAGAGGAAAGGAGGAAAGACAGAGAAUGCGGAGCUGCCUUUGGAUAAGAGAUGCUACUGGCGCAUCAUAUUACUUAUCUAGCUAUCUUCUGGUUUACUCGGAACCGUAGGAUGAAUCGUAUGCUACGAAAAUAAAUAUGGUUCCCACUGUGUAAUGCACUUAGUCACCAUUCUCUCGAUUUUCUCUGCCAUCGCUCUGCCCUCUUUCUUUCAUUGCCAUUUUCACCUCGGUUUACUAUCGCGUGCGUGCUGCACGAUGUAAAAUCCGGUUUCCUUCAUGAUCGCACUCAAUUACUUUUUUUGCACUUAACCGGUCAGACUUGGAUAAAAUACGAGAUUACAUUUUCGCACAUUAACUGCUCUAUCCCUCGUGCCAGUUUUGUCUAUACUGAUAUUCAAUUACUUUCUAUUCUUACACUAUAAUUCAAUAUAAAUCGUAAGGGAAUAAAUAAAUCACAAGAAAAAUUGAUUUUUCCGUUCUCUGUGCAAGUUUAUACGAAGUUUGUCAGAAAAAGUGAUAAGGAACAUAAAUCACUUCAACGUCGCGACGCAAAAAAAAGUUAAUAUUAUAUUAUUUUCACUUUAUAUAUCAAAAUACAUCUAAUUGUGUCUCAAUAUUUAAUAAUGAUUAACGCGGGGUUUACAUAUUAACAAAAAAUAAUACUACCGUAGUUUUAUAUUACAUUUUAUAUAUGCAUUCAUUUUUGCACAUCAAUUUUAAUAUCAUCGCGUUACUUCUCCGUUUUCAACUGUGUAGUUCGCGCGGUCUGCAGUUUCCAUUUGAGAGCAUUCGUGAUCGCAUCUAGAUCGUCUUUCCGUACCUACUUCGACGACGCCUCGUCAAGGAAUGUUAUAUCUCUAGAUCUUUGAAAAAGACUGCAAGCGAUUUCGGAGAAUCUAAAAUUCCGACCCGAAUUCGGUGUCAAACGUACGUGUAGUGUCGAGCGAUUUCGCUGGCAAGAUUACGAGCGGGGUCAGUAAGCGUAGCCAAUCAGAUUUACGAGGCAGGACAUAUCAUGAUCGCCUUUACGACAAUUAGUCACCGUCAUCCCUCUUCCACCUGACGCACCGCAGCCAUGCAGUGAUGGAAAAGUGGUAAAACUAUCGCAAAAACAACGGCACGAUAUCACGCUUCUCCGUAUGUCGUUGAUUUUUGAAGUACCAUGUAACGACAUGCCCUAAUUUAUACUGAUUAAUCAUAGCUGUUGAUAGAAUGAAAUUGCGGGAACUUGUCGAAUUGAAUCGUAAAAAGCAAAAAGGAAUUUAAAUCCAGCACUUUGAUCAAUUCGGAACGAUCAUUCCAGAACUCGCUGAUUUGACUUCAAUUUUAUUCAUUUAUUUUGAUUUAUUUUGACACUUAUUAUAAAUUAUAAAUACACAAUGAUAAUAUUAUUAAACGUUUGAAUUACUAUCAGAUGGAAAAAUGUUUAGAUAUUGUUCAACACAGUAUGUAUGUAUGGUUUUAAUUUAUAAAUUCUUUUAUUCACAAAGCACGACGCUUCCAUAUCAAAAAGAAAAAUAAUUUUAUAAUAAUUAUCAAACACAAUCAUCUUUUUAUAAUACUUCUAAAGAACACAAGAGUAAUUCAUUCUAUAUUUUCUCUCUACGUGGUACAUUAGGCGUAGAUGGUGUCUUACUAAUAAUAUACGUCACGUACGUCUUUCUUGAUUCUUUCCAAGUUUGCUACCCGCAUUUCGCGAUCAGGAUGCCAUUCGCCGUGCCCAUGGCUGGCGGAAUUCCCAUGCGUUUUUUCUCCGGUUAGUUCGAACGAACCAAUCACCCCCUCAACUCUAGGGAGAUGGUGGGUGAUAGGCGAGGUGGUAGAAGCGGGGGUGGUGAGUCGGGAUCGAUGGAGAUAAUGCCUAUUACUCCUAAUGCGAAACUCGCUCUUCUUCUAUCUUUGUGCCGCUCUAUCUUCGAUCCUGUAGCCAGUUUCCCUUCUCCCGACCGUUUCGUUCUCGUGGCUCUUCGCAAUCUGUAACCAAUGCUCAAUUACCAUCUCCACUGACUCCAUUUUCGACAUCUUUCUCUACUCGUUGUCAUUAUCAUUGAUCGAAAUUUUGCUUUUGUAAUGUAAACGCGUAUUAUCCAAUGUCAAUCAACAAUGAUAGCGCAAUUUUAUAUUACUAUCAAAUAAACAUAUAAAUUACAAGCGGUAGAUUUUUUAAAGAUAAACGAAGACAAAUUUAUGACACUAUAAAUUUGUUCGUAUUAUACUUACACUUCUUGUAUUUAGAAUCUUCUCUUUCUCUCUCUCUCUCUCUCUCUCUCUCUCUCUCUCUCUCUCUCUCUCUCUCUCGAUCCCAACGCGGGAAUAUAUAUUUAUCCCUUUUUAAGUACAAAAAUUUUUGGAGAUUUAAGCAACAAGAACAGAUCUUACAUUUACGUAAUUAAGAUGGUUAUAAAUGAAUUUAAUUUCUUAUGUCUUAUAACGUAUUUUUAUAAUGUUGUUUAUUUUCGGUAAAUUCUAUGUAACGUACAAACGGAAAUUCUCGACAUAGUCUAAGUUGAUGAUAAAUUGUUGCUCAAUGUUUCUUAUUUAAUUUGAACGACUACCGUUUAUCUCGAACAAGAAGAAAACCCCCCUCCGAUCUUUCUCCAAUUUCGUCGGCGCCAACUUUUUCCAUUUACUUUUACUUUUCCAAUCGUCUCGUUCACUUUUAGAAAACGCGGAGUAUAUUACAGAAACAAAACGAAAUCGCGCUGAAUACACCGUAGCAGUAAGUUCUGUGGGCGCAGUAACCUGUUGAGUGUAUUCGCGUAAGUGGUGAGUAGUGGAUACGUAUACGUGCGAAAGUCUGGGGAUGAAGUUUCUGGGGGAAAUACAGGCGAGACACCACGCUCGUGAGAAUUGCAACAUACGAACGGUAAGUGUAUUCGUACCUAAGAAUCCGAGAACAAUACAUCCACAGAGCUAUGCGAGCGGCCUUGUAACGACUUCGAAAGACGUUUAUGCAAUCCGAUAUGAAAGAAGCGUAACCUCGAGUGCAACUAGUGGUAAAAAGGGAGAUAAAAAAAUAUAUACGCAGUCGAAGAAAUAUUUUUGAAAUAUUUUGAAUGCUGGACGCGAGAAGAGCAGAUGGAAUUAUGUAGUUUUUAUUCGUUAUUGAAAUCCUUUAAAGUUUCCUAUCGCGAAAUAUUUCUUGCAUUAAAGUCGGUAGUUCUUGGUCAGUGAAGCUGUUUCUAUAUAAAUAAAAAAGUUGUAAGAAUUUUGAUAAGUUAAUAUUUUCUCAAGAAAAUAUACAACGAAGUUAUGAUACUAAUAAGGACAUUUUGCUCUAUAAAUAUUAAUCACAUCGUGGAUCGCGUUGGGACAAGUAUUUUUCAUUUUAUUUUUAUUACGCAAAAAGAUUGUCUCAUUAAGCGCUUAAGUGACGGUUGCGACUGAUAAUAUAAUCAACUUUAACCAUUAGCCUAUAUUCACCGUCUGCUCUCAUCAGGCCGAUAAAUGCACCUAUGACAUUAAUUCGUGGUCUCAUAGUCUUUCUAACGAUCAUUUGGCAAUUAAAUGCAUCGUAACGCGAAGUGGCCCUUGAAAGUUUCGAGAUACCGUGCUGAUAUCGAUUCUAGAUAAUGGAUAUUAAAGAUUGUUUUAUGAUCAGCUUAGUGUGAGAACGGUGUAAACGUACCACACAUAGAUUAAACCGUUAAAGUGGUACAUGCGAAAACGAUAACUCUGUUCCCCAAAAUAUGGGGCGUUGUUUUUGUUAUUCCUGUGUGUACGCCGAACUAGCUAUACGAUUUCAUAUUUUCGCUGAAACAUGUCGAAAAACAGUAAUUUUAUCUCUAUCCGAUUACAUCGUUUAAGUAUCUUUUGUAAACGCUACGCACGAAUGUUCCGAUCACGUCUAUAUUUCGCGAUCAUAAAUUACAUCAACUCGCUAACAGCACGCUUUGAAAUUAGCGUUGUAACGUGGUCGAGCGUUGCACCGGGGAAUAACAAUGUCCCCGCCUCACGUGCGCAUGUGUAUUUAUACCAAGCAUUGUGUGCAUCUAAUUUCGGAACAAUGUUGACGUCAUUUCCGUUUUCAUUUAAUCCGCUGAUGACUAUAUGAAAUGUUUGGACAUUGCAGAUCAUAUAUAUUAAUCAGUAUGCAUUUAUGAUCAUAGCUCCUGCGACAGCAAAACAUCGUAUCCGCGUGCAAGGACAGCGUGUUACAAAGUUUGUCGAGAGAGAAAAAGGAAUUGAUUAAAAUAAUAUUUUCGUAAAAAUUUCUUGGGUAGUAUGCACUUCUUAUCAUUUUUUGUAGAAUUUUAUUCUUGCAUGUUUUAGUUAAAUGCAUUUAUAAUUUUUACAAUUUUAUAAAUGUUACUUUUAACUCUUCGUAAUCUGCCAUUUUUUUUCACUGCUCUGCUGCUCUCCAACCGGGUCACUGGAGGAGCUUGAUAGUGUUUUUGAAAGGGUUUUUGUGCUCUAAAAAAUCUGAAAGAAUUCUGUGGUGUUCUCUUCCAACAUUCCAAAAUACUGUUUCACAUUGUUCAUCCAAAAUGAUUUUCACUUUUUUUUUUGCACAUGUCCGAAUUCAAGGCAAAAUAAUUCAAAGUUAAAAGUUCAUUUAAAUCUUUAAAUCUCCAGUUGGAUCACGGAGGGAUAUAAUAUAUACGAGAAAGUGAUUAUUACGUUUCUACUUCAGAAAAAUAGAAUCUUAAAUCAAAUGAAUAAGAAAGGAAUGAGAAUGGUAGUAAGAGCGAGCGACUAGAUUUUCGUGCGAGUUAUAAACUCUGUAUUAUCACUGAUCUUUUCGUUAUAACGUAGCGACACGCAAAUAUAUGUGUGCUGCUAAAGAAAAUGGUUCGGCGCUUGAUUUGCGAGCACCGUCGUCGCACGUAAUCGCGCGUCGCGGACAGUUCAAGAUCUGAUUCGCGAAGUACCGGUGAAAUUAGCGCUUCUGGUCAAACGUUUCGCGGCGGAAGUAACAAUGUGCGCCAGCGCCCGCGCCCGAUGCUCCGACAAUCGUGCUCGCGACCGUGGUAUCGGUGUAUGUACGUGGCAUUGUGUUGGCCGUUAAGCAUUUGAUACGGCCACCUUCCUGUCGCGCGCGUCCCGUCGGUGCUAUUGUCGCCGGUGCGUUCACGUUGUAACCGAGCCGCGUCGUUUCUCCGUGUGCGAUACGAUCCGAUACGCCCGUCGCCCGUGUACCACCGACGACGAAUGUGUGACGCACGUACGAAGAGCCGCACUUAAAACGGCGUGCAUACUGAAGUGGCCGCGCGAAAACGAAGCGACAAGCCCGACGAAAGCGGACGUGCGUGUGAGUCGAGAUAUGAUAAAAUGUAAAAAACGAGAUAAGGAAAAAUACAGGGAAUGUGGAGUAAAACUGAAUCUCGAGAGAGUGCGUUCGUGAAUGGCGGAGUAUGAAUAUAUUUCAUGGCUGAAACUCGCAAAAAAAAUACUCAGAUAUUCUCUUUGAGAUGUUAUAUUUAAAUUGUACAAUAAUUGAAGAAUGAAUGUUAAAAUAAGAUCGUAAUAUGUAAAAGAUAUUAUAAUAAAUUCAAUACGCUAUUAAACGUAUUAGACGAAACAAAAUAUUAAUUAGCACACUAAUUAAAAUAUUAAUUAAACGUCAUAUAAAUGAAUAAUAUAAUUAAUUAUAAUAUAAUGAAUUAUUUCUCAUUUUGUACAGCUUCGAUAAAAGUGGCUAUAAAAUUGUUCUUUCUGUCCCCUGUUUUAUCUAUAAAGCACUUUUUUUAUUUAGUACAAUACAAAUAAUCUUAGAAUCAUACAAUUUUUGUGCACUAUGAAGAAAAAAAUUUUUUAUUUGCAACAUGUAAAUAAAAAAGUUUUUAUUAGAAAACACUCUGUGUUUUGCGACUAUCGUCUAUACCUGCAAAUAUUCAACAAUAAUACAUAAAAAAAAUGGCAUAAAAUUUGAUCUACAUCAAACAAAAUUAAUAAUACAAUUUAAACAUAUCGUGUAUACAUAUAAUAAUACAUAAAUCUAUUGUUAUUAUCUAUUACUGCUUCACUUCAACUUCGUAUUUCCACAUUUUUUAGAAUGAGGCACUAAUAAAGUUUUUUGUAUUUUCAUGUUCUUCCUUCACAUGGUCAUUCUCUCAUUUAUUACACUUGAUAAAAAGAAAAUAGAAAAAGAAAAAGCGAAAAACGUACACGCGCAUGCAAUUGGUUGUUCGUAAUUGUUUUGUAUGUCAUAUGUUUGCAUACAGCCUUAUGCACAUAAUAUAAGAGCGAUAAGCGCGAGUGUGGGAUCCGACGACGGUCGUCGACGGACGCUUACGCAGUGCACCUUCGACUGUUCCGGCGCGGCGUAACGCGAACGAAUUGGCAAAAUCUCGUUAGUCGCAAAGGGAGCUCGACGGGAGGGAUCUAGUAUAUUCACGAUACAAACAGUGUUCGUCGUUCGACUUACGCACGUUUCGAUCGUGAACCGUCGCAGAGUUCCAUCCGACGUAUAAUCGAUUCCGAUAAUUGUGCGACGCGCUAGCUCAAGCAUGACCAUACGACGAUACCUAUUGUUUGCAGUAGCGCAAGUUUCAGUUGCAAAGCUUGGCGUAGGAUUACGAGAUCGCGAGGCUUCCACUGUUCAGUGCAAUCGAGUUUCAACUACGUAAACGGCACACAAGCACAUUUUUAUCUAGCCGCGACCGCAGCGUGCAAUCAGAGAAGCGCCCGUUGACUCGUGACGCUUCCGGUUCAGGCUUCCGGUCCACGGAACCGCACCGUUUCCGUUCGACUGCCCAGCCCACCGAUCCCGACUGCCGACCGCCGCGGUAUAUCGAGGGCUCCAUGUUCGAGGAGCGGUAUCGAGAUCAGUGCUAACGCUUCGUCACGAGAAUGCAAGGACGGAAUACUUGCGCGCUCCCGGAUAAUUAGUUCCAAGUGGUAUUCGCCGUGGUUGCGGAGAAUCGAAUUGCCGUGCGUGUGAUCCGCGAGUAAUGUCGGUUAUUUAACCAAUCGUCCGAGUUGACAUAUAGAAUUAACGGUCAGUUUAGUGUCUUGAAAGGUGCCUCGAUCAGUGUUCGAUACAAUAACUUUACGUGCGAGAAAAAAAUUACAAUUCGUCGACAAUUUCAACGAGUAUUUGAGUUGUGAGGAAUCAAAAGGAAUGGUGUCAACGAUGGAGCCGACGUUAAUGUGACAAUUAAUUUUUCGUUAUCGUAGCGACCCGUUAAAUCCACACAUUUUCUUUUCAUCUUUUUUUCUUUUAAUUUGUGAUGUAUAUUUAGGAAUAUCUAAAAUCGUUUACAAUUUAUAUUCAACGCUCGGAAGCUAUAUCUUCUCCAAGCUUUAUAGCAAGAUACUCCGCAUUAUCCUUGACGAGAAUGUGAAAUUCAUGUUGCGGGAUGAUAACAAAUGAGGCGCGCGCCGCUUCAACGUUCGCAGCAGGACAAGGAAUUUAUUGUAAGGACGAGUCCGAAAUUGAGGCUCGCGAUGAUUCAGUACAACGUUUUCUAAUCUCGUCGGAGGUCCAGCCAGAUAACUGCGGUCGAUCAUCGUUGAGUGAGAGAAGUGGCAAUCGGCGGGCCAGGUGGAUGCGGCUGUAUCUGUGGCCGUGAUACGCGAAAAUGGCGGUUGCGCCCGGUAAGAAUAAAUUGAAAAUGGGCAGUGCGGACCGAUACUACGGUGCUUAUCUCAUCUACGACGUGGCAAACUCAUGCCUCGCCGCCUUGCACGCCAAGAUGCCUCCUCGGGUCGUCGUCACGCGAACCAACCCUCCGUCUCCUAUGCACGCCCAGAACCCCCAACACUAUCACAUAUUUGUUGGGGACCUGAGCCCGGAGAUCGAGACACAUACCUUAAGGGAAGCGUUCUCAGCCUUCGGAGAGAUCUCGGAUUGCAGAGUUGUCAGAGACCCCCAAACUUUAAAGUCCAAAGGAUAUGGAUUUGUUUCGUUUGUCAAAAAAGCGGAAGCAGAGAGUGCCAUCGGCAACAUGAAUGGCCAAUGGCUCGGUGGUAGAAGUAUUCGGACAAAUUGGGCCACUCGCAAACCUCCCGCACCUAAAUCCGAAGCGAAUGCGAAGCCGUUGACGUUCGAUGAAGUUUACAAUCAAAGUAGUCCGACCAACUGUACGGUAUACUGCGGCGGUUUGACCAAUGGUUUAACAGAAGAACUCAUGCAGAAAACCUUCUCACCCUUCGGAUCCAUCCAAGAAAUUCGAGUAUUUAAGGACAAAGGCUAUGCCUUUAUCAGGUUUUCUACCAAGGAGUCGGCCACGCACGCCAUCGUAGCAGUACACAACACAGACAUCAACGGCCAAACGGUGAAGUGCAGUUGGGGCAAGGAGAGUGGAGAUCCUAAUAAUGCUCAACAAACUGGACAGGCGUUAUCGUCGGCGACGUACCCAUACUACGCGGCGGCGGCAGCUGCCGCCGCGGCGGCGGCGGGCGUCGCGGGUGUCGGAGGCGUCGGUGGCGUCGGCGGUGCUGGACAACUAGGAUACUGGUAUCCGCCCCAAUCUUAUCCUACGACAGCGACACAAAUGCAAGCUGGUGGCUUUCUUCAAGGCAUGCAGGGGUACACCUACGGACAGUUUGCCGGAUAUCAACAGGCGCAAUAUAUGGGAAUGGGAAUGGGUGCUGUCCAUGCUGCUGGCACAGCGGCAGGAUGGGGUCAGGGAUUACCUGGGGGACCACAGUUACCACCACACCACGCCACGACGGUCACGGCACCCCCAGGGGUGCAAGCCGCACCCCCGCCACCACCGCCACCGGCACAAAUGAUGGCCUACCCGAUGCAACAGUUCCAGCUAGCGGAUGAGGACUGGCUGACGCCUAGCCUUCUAGUGUGAUGGUAAGCAAGUACACCCCACCAACAGGAACAACUUCUACAGCAACAACAGUUACCACCACCAUCACCACCAUCAUUUCCUCCUCCACUACUACCACCACCUCCAACUACAACAACAAUAACAACAUUUCCGUCAUCAUCGAUGCACAAUCGACCGCGACAGCAAAAGCAGUAGAAUUCAUGCCACUUCCGGCUUGACGAUGCGCGAGUCGAAAGGCUGCAAUAACCACGAAAAGCAGAUAACACUUGCUUAGUAAAAACGAAGAAACAAAGUGAGAAAUAAAAAAAAAAUAGUGAUUAAGGAUCAUAAUCCUAGGUAAUUUUGCGCAAGAUGCAUCCAACAUCCCCAUUCCCCCCAUAAGUUUUCACGUCCAGUGUAAGAGAAAAGAACCGCUACCGAUUACUAAGCGGAGAUACCUCUCGUCCAGUCUGUAGGAUAAUCUAGCAUCUUGCUCGGCUUGAAAAAAUAGAUAGCGUUUGUCGUUACAGUAGUAUCCGAAGCUUCAAUACAAAACGAAAUCCGGCAUACACAUUCGUGAUGGUCUGACAGUCUUUUUUUAGCGAAACUGGCCAAUUAUUACGCAUACUAUGUAUCGUCCAACGAUAAUGAGUACAUGAGAAAUACGAGUCCACAAAUGUUCAAUGGAGUCGUGGUUUAUCAGCAUUUUAACAAAGCGCAUGAAAUUCCUUGAUCCUCUCUACGAAAAGAAAGAAGAGUGCCGACAGACCGCCGGAUACAGACUCGUUACACGGAUUCAUUAUUUUUGUAGCUUGGGCUUAACAGCGAAAAUAAUAACUCAAAGACAUAAUGUCGAAGGGAACGUUCGCGGCCGAAUGCGACGGCUAACGAACGGCUACGGUGUAUAAAUGAUAAAUAUACAAAGAUUAAUCGAAGCAUACUCUCGUGAAGAUAUAUAAAUAUAUAAAUAUAUAUAUAUAUAAAUGAAAGAAUAUAUACAUAAAAGAAUAAAGAUUAUUAUAAACAAAAUUCAAACAACUAGCUAGUUAGAUAGGCAUGUUAAAUUAAAAGUUAUUCGAGGUCGAUUCGAUAUUCGGCGGCAAGGAGGAAGUGAAACUUGUGUAUAUUCAAUAGCGCAGCAUUUUUACGGGGAUCAAAUAAUCUCGGCCCCUUUGUACAACCCGCCCGUCUCAAAAACCACGGGAAUUACUAUUGGAUUCACGUAUCUUAUUCCAUUUGCCAUUGCAAAAAGACUUUGUAUCAAAUUUUUAUUUAUCGGAAUCAUGGCCAAACGAUAAUUCACACAAACAUUGAAAUCUUUGCAGAUGAUUUAGCAUCCGUUUUUUAUCAUUCGAAUUUAUCUUUCGAACACAACACUUAGAACUUGUUGGAUACUUUUAUAAAGCAAACAGACAUGUACACGCCAUGGGAGGCAUCGACGAAUUAGCACAUUCCGAACUGAGAAAGUGACGAAACGCGCAAAACACCGAUCAGAUCACCGUGGUUUUUAAGUAAAUGUUAGAUUUUUAUAUGACUAUGUAGAAUCAAAGGAAAUCGAGAUUUUGACGUUUAAGCAAUAAAACGUUAAAUAAGCUUAGGAAAAAAAAGGCAGCCGAUCCCUCCGUCUCUUUAUAUCAAUCUCGCUGCGUAAACGAGAGAGUACACGAAUUCAUAACAACGAAAAAAAAAAUAAUAAUAAAAUGGACACGAUAGCUAGAAGAGACGGUGCGCGCACGCGUAUAUUUUAAAUUCGGGGAGCAGUAAAACAAUCACAAUAUCCUCGUUGUCCCGAAUUUCGACUUGACCAAAUUGAUACAAAAGAAAGGCGAGACAGAAACUCGUAUAAAUCGCGAACAUGUAAGCAAUUGCAAUGAGUGCAAUCGUACAUAUGGGAGAGCGCUAGAGGGGAAGGGAAAGAAAGUAUGAAAGCGAAAAAAGAGACAGAGAGAAUGAGAGGGAGAGAAAGAAAGGCAUGAGAAAAAGAGCGACGAAUUAACUGCACAGCACAAGCAAAGGUCGAGAAAAAAGAGGUUAAAUAAUUCGUAGAUAGACAUAUUGCACAAACAGCACGAAAGUUAGAAUAGAUGAAUUAAGUUUUUUUUUUGUCCACGCGUGCCCUGUCCGCGCGGCAGCCGUUUAGAAUCUUGAUCGUACAUAAUCUCAUCAUCGGCGUGUUCCUCUGCCAUUAAAACUAUCCGCUUACUCUGGAAAAAGAACGGUCAGAAGAGGAGGGACGAGAAACGAAUCGACGAGGUGAUAGCACGAGCAGCUUCAAUACUUGAAAAGAUGGGAAACGGCUGAAACUUAUUGCAAUCCGUUUCCGUUAUCUUCGUGCUCGAUCGUUUGUAUCUCCAUCGUCCUGUUUCUUGCUCCUCGUAUUUACUGCCUCUUCUUACCCCUUCGGUUUUAAGUAUCACAACUCAUACUCGUCGUAUCGAUAAUAUCCUCGCUUUUCCUUCGAAAAGCGUUCAUGUCGAAGCAACGAGUAGAACCGGGGCGAACUUAUAUAGAAACUAGUGAAAUUAAAAAGUUUGGAUCCCUUAAUUGAUUCGAUAUUUCUGUUUUGAAGAUCCAAAACGUCAAUAUUUAAAAAUUAUAUAUUGGAUAUUUUUACAAUUAAACUUUCGCCGCGUGAAGUUCUAAAAAUUAUACACUCGAAAUCCCAAAAAAUUAUUUAUCUUGCAUAGAAUAUAUUUGAAAUUUGAUAUUCUCGACAUGGAGUCUUCAAUAUCGCUGUUCCCGUUUAUAUUGGAAGAGGCUCACUGUUCAAAAGCAUUACCUUUUGAAAGGUGUAAUGAUUCGUAUGACGUCUCUUUCAAAUAUUUCGUAACAUAUAUUCCAUGGAUACAUAAUCUAUAAUUUUGUUCACGAGCAGAUGAUAUAGGCCGCGUUCGUUUUGACGCUCAAAGCGUUUUAAGCAUUGUUUCAUUCUUGUUGUUUAUCAGAUAUUAAACAAGAACAAAUGCUGCUUACAAGUACAUGACACAGUGUAUGUACAUGCUAGCGCCAAAACGAAUGCAGCUAAAGUCGACAAAAAAAAAGUAAAAAGAGAAAGAGGCAGAUUCAGGGAUUAGAUUAAGAGGCGAAGAGAGCACAUCGAUGAUGACUGAACAUAAAAACGAGAUAGGACAAAGACGACUUUGGUAUUAAUCAAAAGGUAGACGGAUCGUGCUUUAAGCGAAUCAAAAGCGUGUUCGACGUUUCUCAAUCAAAAAGAUCAAUGAUCAAAGCAAACGGCACACACGAAUGCUCGAAACGUAGGAAACGAAGGAAGCGGAGAACGGCACAAUCAAAUCUGCCCAACAUCGCAUAGAGUUUAGAUGUUUUGUGAUGAAAGUAGUGAGAGAAAGAGUGAAAACUAGAGAGAAAGAGAGAGAAAGAGAGAAGGCAUGAGAAAGAGAGAGAGUGUGUGUCUGUGUGUCUACCAACGAUCCGUCGCGAUUGUGUCAACCAGAUAAAAGAGUGAUUUUCCCAUAAGAGGAAAGCUCGACAAUAAAAAUCGCCACAUUUCAGCGUUUUCAAUCGCGAUGAAUGAUUCUGAUAUAAUAAUUUAUACACAACCCAAAUUAAGGAUUAUAGUGUUGCCGCUACAUUGGCUGCAUUUCUGUCGCCUUGCUCCUAUUUGAUUUGCAAUUUAAGAAGAAAUGUAAAAGAGAAUCGUUAUAUCUGAGUUUCAUUACGUACGUUUGAGCGAGGAUCAUCAAAAAGAUAUAUUAUCAGAUUUAUUUCUAAUUUGUGUUGUUGUUGGUAUAUAUGUUAUUAGAAAUAUAUUUAUUCAUACACAUGUUUAAUUACCUGCACAUAAUUUUCUUAUUGAAUGCUUUUAGCUUAUUCUAAAUUUUAUUAUGUUUUUAGUUUAGUACAAUAUAUGAAUUAUCAUGCACGAUCGCACGUAAUGUAAGCGCGACUAUACUUACCAUUUAUUUCUUGCAGUUUAUGCAUGUUGAUGAACAUCAAUUUUAUAUUCAUCUUUCGAUUAAGUUCUAUCGUAACCUGCACCUUGAAAAAAAAUUUUGUCUAUGUUAUUAUAAUUAAAUAUUAUUCUUUCAUUGUUUAUCUUUAUAAUAAUGUUAUCGUUGAAUAUUUUACAAAUUAUUAAAAAAGAAUUAAAAAUAUCAGAGUGUAAAUAUAUUUAAAGUAAAAUGCAGGUUACAAUUGUGAUUUGCAAAAGUUUCAUAUUAUUUAAAAUUCUAGCUUAAAACAAAAUCGUCAUGCUAUAUAUAACCGAAUCUCGUUUUCUAAUAGAAAUUGGGUGACUAGCCUCGAGGACACGGCACGAGUAUGCAAAGAAAAAGCAACAAAAUUAUAAAUAAAUAUAUAUACAUACAUAUAAAUACAAAAAUGUAUAUAUAUAUUAUAUAUAUAAAUAUAUAUACUUGCGCGCAACGGCGGCGAGGGCUGUUAUUUUCAAUCGUCGUGCGUAAAACAAAGCACUGUGCGUGAAAAAAGAGAGAAAAAGUUAGCUUUUAAGAAACGACAUGAAAAAGAACAUAUAUAAGUAAAAAGAAAAUAUCGUGUACAUUAUUAGUUAGGCAAAAAAGAAAUAAAAAUAUAGGUUAUUUUUGUGAAAGGUGGAACGAGCGAGGGGAGAGAGGGGGAACAGAGAGAGAUCGUAUGGCAAGAGGGACCCAAUGGCAGACUGUAAUACGAAUUAUGCAAUAAGAGCCUGUUAUCACGUGCGUUUGCAUCUGUCAAUCAACUCCUGUACAGUAACGUAUAACCGGGAAGCGUUUAAUCGACAAGAGGACAUUAAUUGGAUUUGACACACUCUACUUUUACGUUCCUUACGUUCCGCCCAAUCGCUCCCCUUAUCGAAUUGCUCGCUAUGCACUCCGACUCGAUUCCACCUUCGACAGAGAAAAAGUGAGGGAUCCUGCAUUCUUUCAAAGAAUCAGCAUGGACGCUCGAUCUUGUAAAAAGUAUUUAAAGAAAGGCGCCUUAUAAACAUGAAGGCGUGUGUAUAACUUGAUGUAGUUCUGUACGUUGUCUAGGACAUGUACCGAGUGGAGCUAGCCGAUUGAGCGAAUCGUCGCGUUAAACGGGAAACCAAAAUGUAGCAUAAAGUGAUAGAUAGAUAAUUAUUAAUGUAAUCUGACUUAGUAGGAAAAAGAAACAAAGGGGCAAUGGAAUCGCGGACGGAAACGACGGAUGACGGGGAAGUGUGAAACGGGGGGCGAAAUAAAUUGUAAAAAGGGGGGAAGGGAGGGAGGGGGGGGGAGAACAAACUUGACGAAAGUCGCACCGGCAAAACUGGCAAAAGAGAAAUUCCACUUAUGGUACCUAAGUCAUGGACCCAUUCGGGAAAAGGGACACGCGCGCGCAUACACGAAAUGUAAAAAAACAUAUACGCGUAUGUAAAUACACACAACACCAAAUACACAAAAUGCACACAGCAUACGUGUAAGAAUAUAGCGGCGAAAAACUUAACAAACGCUCUAGACGUAGUCUAGUCUAAUCUAGCUUGUCGAUCAUUAGGUUAACAAAAUAAAAGCGUUCAUGAGGGAUAGUGCAAUAACAAUAUCCGCAAGUUAUACUCAGCACUCUUAUACGGCACAAAUGGCAGGACACCUGGUGUAUAUGCAUACACCAAAAAAAAAAAAAAACAAAUAUAUAUUGACAUGUAUAAUAAACAUAUAUACAUGUUUACACAUACACACAGAAACGCGUGCUGCGGCUGCUGCCUCCACCCUUUGACCGCGUCCUCAACUCAGAUUCUAUAAUCUGACAAUUGGCAUAUUAGAUAACGUAAUUCACACCAUUUUGAGAUUUUUGCUAUCGCAUCGUCCAAGCUUUACCGAAGUGACCGCUCUCCUGGUUAUCCAAUCCUCAUCGAAUUACUUCAGUCUCAAGUUACAGCAAAAUUCAAUGCCUUUUUCUUUUCUCGCUCCUCGAUUCCUGUCACGUAGCGUGUUUCUUCUCGUCUCUUAAUAUAUUUCGUAUAACGGGCACUGUGUCAUUUCGACUCUUCUUCAUCCGUGCGUCUCCUUCCAUGAUGCUCUCUUAUUUCCACGAUUGUCCUGAUGCCACCGCAUACAUUCCUCCGCCUGAACAGACUUAUCUCGCGGAGACUUACCAAACGAUAGUCGACAAUCAUUGAAGAAACAUACAUUUAGAAACUUGUACGUGUUCUUUUCACCGAGGGCUAGAUAUUAAUUAUCGUCACCGACGUGUUUGCAGUCUCGUACAGGCAAUGAACAGAGGAAGUGGCAUCGGUCUUGGGGGAAAGUAAGAGAGCAAGGAGUAUUAAUUGCCUACGAUGCUAUCCUAUCGUGUUCGUAAUGCUUUUGCCUCUCGCAAGUGUACCACAAAACGUGAUUUUGAUAUCGAUCAACACGUAGGUAUACCGCGAUGCACACACGAAACAUAUCAUCGAGCCAAUCAGCCGAUCCUACCACUCCUAAUUAGGAACUGCAACUGAGGGAUGUGGAAUGCAAUUAAGUGAUUGAUGCUUCAACUUACUCUAACUGCAAUUGUGCUCACGAAAACGUUUUUUCUCUUUUCGCGACACUAGAGCGGUGACGCUUAGGAAACUUAGCCGAUCCCCGUGAAAUUUAUUACACACUACAUUUGUUUCGAUCAUAUGACAAAUUGCGUGCGUAGCAAUGACAAUCGUCAUAAUUUACUUCGAUGUAAUCUGAACGUGAUAUCAAGAAUAGUAUUCAUGGGCUGUGUACUUAAAUUAAGAUGUCGCUUUAAUUUCCAUUCAUGAUUAUUAAUCUUCGCACUUCCAUGAAACUUUCUAUGUCUUUCGAAUAUCUGUGAAUGACAAAUUGGUAGAUACAAGCUAGUCGUUGAAAUUUUUAGCGUUUUAAUUAAUAGGCAUAUCACGUAUAAUUUUUUUUAUUGGAAUAAUUUCAUUGAUUGUUAUAGAAAGACAAAGUUAUUGAUUUCAUAUUUUAAAAGAUACUAUUGUUUAUUAACUAAAUUUUUAAUUGUAAAUUGCAAUUAAAUGCGUAUAAUUUUCAUUCUAACCGAAAGGUGUGCAUUUAACUCAAUUAUUUAUAUUCAGAUGCCCCUCGAGAGAGUCUAACAUAAUUCUUAGCGGGACGAGGGCAGCAGUCGAGCCAAAUUGGGAUACUUACCGAUGCAAAGCACCGUGGAAACAGCUUAGUGUUAGAGCAAAAGAAUGUUUAAGAAAAAAAAGCACACAGAGAAAGAAAACAAAAGUAGGAGCCGUAAGCGUAGAUACCGAGCAUAAAACAUAAAGUAAUGUAUGUAUAUAAUCAUAUAUAUUAUACAAGAAAGACUACAAACAAAACAUGCGCAUCUAUAUAUAAUACAAAUAUGUAUAUUAUAUAUACAUAUAUGCAUAUAUAUAUGUGUAAGAUGAUAACAUUAGCCAACAGAUAGAAGCUAUAUCGAGUAUAAGCUUAACGAAGAGAUGAAAGGAGCGAACGAAUGCGGAUGCGCGGCAUAUGUAAAUGCGCGCUCCGCGACAUACUGUGUUAAAUACCUUUAGUUGUAAGAAAUAAGAAGACACAUUGAGAUGUAACUCAAGUAAGGGAAAAUAGAUGUGGCUAGCCUGCCGGACCCCCUGUGCCCCCAAAUAUAGAUACUUGUAAUGUAUGGAGCGUUAGCGGGAGAGAGAGAGAGAGAGAAAGAGAGAGAGAGAGAGAGAGAAUGCGUGAAAGAAAGCGUGUGUGAGAGAAAAGAGAUUAAUAUAGGGCGAAUAUGCGAAAAAGAAAUGGAAGAGUACGAAUGCGUCAUAUGGCAUACAAAGGGAAAAACGGAUGAGAGCGUGAGAGUGAAAAAGAAAGUGAAAGAGAGAGAGAGAGAGAGAGAGAGAGAGAGAGAAACGAGAUGUAGUAUGCUUCAGCGGAAAAAAAAAGCGUUAAGAGGUAAAAUUCCAAAAAAGGAGUACGAUAAUUAUGAUCGCGUCCGAUUCAUACAGAGUUUACGACGUUCCUUCAUUUUUCUCGUAGCUUUUCGUACGAUUUGACGAAGUAUGCGUUGCGGGGGCCCCCGUAGAUAUGGCCCUUCUCCCUACCCCGUUGCGAUUACGCGGCAUAUCACUUACGACCGUACGCUAAGAAGUUAGGUGCCUUUAUCCACUUCUUUAUGUGUAUGUAUGCAUUUCGGCAAAGAGAAGGACAACGAGAAACUGAAAAAAAAAAAAAUUGCGAAAACGCGGACGAUCGGGAGAAAAAUAUAUACAUCGGUAAAAACUAAAAACAUACACAUAUAAUAUAUCACGCAUGAAACGGCACGGCGGAGCUCGAGGGAAGGGGCCGGUACGACAUCCAUCCAUCGUGCAUCAUUCGGCACUGUGCUCAUAUUACGAAAACAGCCACCGAAAUGUCGGCACGACGAAAACAAACGGCAACAAGCGUCAUAAUAACGAAAGCGACGGGAGCGAUCAAGCGCUCGCGACUUAAGUAUACUUCCGCGAUUUAAACGUAUGGCCCGCGGGGUCCCAUGGCAGCCUCGUUGCAUAUUUAAGUUAAGGAGCUGGGAACGGCUCAAGAGCGUCACGCCGAGCGAGAGCUGUAUAAUGUAUAUGUAAUUUGCAACGAUGCGUGACGGCGCACGCACAAGACAACAAUACACAAAUCACACGCAUACACACGUAGAGAGUACGGGGGGGAGAGCGAGAGAGAGCGAGAGAGAGAGAGAGAGAGAGAGAGAGAGAGAGAGAGAGAGAGAGAGAGAGCUGAAGAGCUCCUGUGAACAACGCGCGCGGGCAGCAGAGACAGACAUGUGUACACAGGCACGGUGGGAUGUGUACGCUUGCAGAAACAAUUUUCACACAACACGAAAUACUACACGCAACACUACCGCGAGACGCCCUGGGACGUGCGUAAGAAAAAAGAACCGUGUAUGAUAUUAUAUAUACAUAACAUAGCAUAUAAAAGUACAUUAUAAAUAAUGAUGAAUAUAAAUAAAAAUAUAUAUAUAAAUACUAUGGAAAAAGUAAACAAAGUAUAAAUAUGAAGGAAGUAUAUAAACGAAAAUAUAGGAUAAAACACGCAUAGGCUUAAGAAUACAAGAUAUUAUUAUGAUGAUGUAUGGUUGGUUUAUAAUGUAAAAUAUAUUAUAGAAAAUGUA
Solenopsis invicta (red fire ant) is the source of this 23801-nucleotide messenger RNA. Its product is annotated as nucleolysin TIAR. The coding region runs from base 13575 to 14798 and encodes 407 amino acids. Gene Ontology annotation, molecular function: mRNA binding. The transcript has 10 exons. The record is from RefSeq and is a predicted model, not a curated record. NCBI's taxonomy places the organism in Eukaryota, Metazoa, Arthropoda, Insecta, Hymenoptera, Formicidae.